AUGCAGUACAGCGCAAAUCAUCUGGAAUUCCUUGAUUUUGUUCCCACCGUUUGUACGCCCUAUUUAUACAGAGAGGAUGGUGCAGUUCCCAUAAGUCGGAAGUUUCAGAGGAGUCAUACAGGUUCGAUACAACCGAGAAAGUCUCGACGUACAAGCGUCAGCUCCGAUCGAAAUCCGGUCACGUUUUGCAGGAAACAAACAUCGGAAUCGUGGCUCACGUGUUAUUCUUGA
Messenger RNA from Botrytis deweyae, 231 nucleotides. RefSeq lists its product as uncharacterized. NCBI's taxonomy places the organism in Eukaryota, Fungi, Ascomycota, Leotiomycetes, Helotiales, Sclerotiniaceae. The transcript is spliced from 2 exons. The coding region runs from base 1 to 231 and encodes 76 amino acids. The record is from RefSeq and is a predicted model, not a curated record.